AUGGAUCUAUUGCCCAAUAUUUAUACACAUCGAUUCAUGUAUAAAAAUAACACUAAUACCAAUACUACUACUAAUAAUAAUUAUACUACUGAUAAUCAUGACAAUGAACAUACUACUAACAUGCAUAAAACUCAUCAUCAUGAUCCCAUAUCUAUGGAAUAUUGUCAUAACUACAAUACACAUCUUCAAACGUUAGCCUCCAAUCGACACACCCAACUCAUUCAACACAUCUCAACUAUACCAAAUCCAAUCUAUCAUUAUUUUUAUACAUUUUAUCAAAAUCGUGUUGAAACACGACGUCAACAGAUUGAUAAAGUCUUACACGAAAUUAUACAAAUAGCUGAAGAUAUUCUACAUGAAGUUGAAUUGCAAGAACCACGAUUUAUUAGUACAUUGAAGCUGAAAGAUACGAUGAAUGGUACUAGUCGAUUGGAACAACAAAAACAUGAAGAUCGUCCCAGUGAACAUGAUACGGAUAGUCAUGAUGACGUAAUCGAUAAUGGGAAUAUCGCCGUUACCGCGGCUACAACAACAACUUCUACUACGGCUACUGAUUGUGUGACUAGUAGUAAUGAGAUGUAUUACGAUGGUCUACGUGUUUUAUCAUCGAAUCAUUUUGAAAUAACACUUUAUUUAAAUCAAAUGGGUGUAUUUAACUUCAUUGACGAUGGGACUAUUCCCGGUGGUGCUGUACUGAAAUUAUCCGAUGGACGUAAACGUUCCAUGUCAUUAUGGGUAGAAUUUAUCACUGCUUCAGGUUAUUUAUCCGCUAGAAAAAUACGUGCACGAUUUCAUAGUUUAAUUGGUCAAGCUAUACAAAAAUCUGCCUACCGCCAUAUUGUCCGUAUGUUAGGACAAACAACUGAAGUAAGAUUAUGUAUACAUGAUAAGUAUAUUCUACAAAUUACACCAGGAUUUCGUUGUAAAGGUUUAUGGCCUAGAUCAGCUAAUCAAUGGCCAAUCACAAAUCAUUUAAACACUGAUUUAAUGCAUUCAAACAAUGCUAAUUUGAAAUGGCCGCCAAAUCAAUUGAUCAAUGAAGUGAAAUAUGAAGGAUUUUGUUUAUUAAGUCAAGAAUCAAUUUAUACGAAAGAUAAACAAAGUUCUGUUGAAGGUGAUACAUGGUUAUUAGAUUUUUAUCAUGCUGAAGAACGUUUAUUACUGAAUCAUACAAUACGUAGACAAUGUUAUAGUAUUUUAAAAACUUUAGCUGAUCGACAUUUAACUGGAACAAAUGAUGAGAUCAAUAGUGGUAAGAAUUUCAAAUUAUCCUCAGCGCCUUCAACAUCAACCUCAUUAUCAGCUUGUUCAAUUAUCAAAGAAUAUGACAUUAAAACACUUGUCCUACAUGAAUGUGAAAAACAUCCAAAUGAUGAAGAUUGGACACAAUUUACAUUGAGUGAUCGAAUCAAUGGUAUUUUAUUGCAAUUAAUCUCAUGUUUACAACAUCGUCGUUGUCCACAUUAUUUUCUACCGAAUUUAAAUAUUUUUCAAGGUUAUUCCACUGUAGGCAUGGAUAUUACAGCUAAACAAACAUGGAAUUUAUUAAGAGAAUUAUUGACAUGUCCACAAGCAUUGGAAUAUCUUUAAAUAAAACAACAAAACAGAUUCAAAACAGAUGAUCAAUGUUCAAUGUUCAGUGUUCAAUAAUUCAUUCAGUGUUCAACGUUCAAUAAUCUGUAAAAACAAAGCAAG
Schistosoma turkestanicum is the source of this 1695-nucleotide messenger RNA. NCBI's taxonomy places the organism in Eukaryota, Metazoa, Platyhelminthes, Trematoda, Strigeidida, Schistosomatidae. The record is from the annotation of a GenBank genome assembly.